CAAAGCAAAGCAUUUGGGUUACAACUGUCGAUCGAAGCUGAUGUGCAUUUGAGCUGCGUGCGCAGUGCGUGUUAAGAUUUAGAGGUUUAUUGUCCGAGCAAUUGAAUAUUUUUUUUCGGAAUAAAUUGUUUACGUGUAAUAAAACUAUUUUUUUUGUUUAUUUCAGAAAUAUGUCUACAAACGAUACAGAAAAUACACAACACGUUAUAACGACUCAACCGGCAGCAGUAGCAUCAUCACCACCACAAACACCCAAGCGAAAGGUUUCGAUUGCAAAUGAUCCAGUUAGCGAAAGUCGUUAUAAUGAUAACUUGGCGUUUGAGCCAUGUUCCAAACGAAAAACAUCUCAGGUAGAUCAUUUAGAUCUUCAUCACAAUACCAUACCGAUACGAAAGCGGAGCAUUCUUGUAAAUGGCGGAGGACAAUCACACGGUGAUGCAGAAUCCAUUUAUAGUCAUCAGUCACACGAUAAUAAAACAUUUGAGUUCAAGCACAAACCAGUCGAACCCGAAUUUAAUAGUAGAACACAAGGCAUUGAGCAAUCAUGGAUAUAUACAUUUUGUGUUAAAUGCCGAGGCGAAGAUAACAGCCCUUCAUGGGAACCGCCCAUGUGGCAAAAAUUCUGUCCAUUUCCACUGUGUCCAACUUUUCGUCAAUUCGCCAGACUUUGGUCUAUUAUUAUAAUCGGCAUGAUUGCCUGGAUGACGCUUUACGUAAUUGUAGGAGAAACUGCAGGGCCCGGUGGACAAUUAUUUCAACUUGUUGUAUUAGUAGUUGCAUCGAAUUUCGGUGGUUUUUUAAUGUCACUCACAACAUUGCCCAGACUAAUUGGAAUGUUGGCUACUGGGAUACUCUGUCAGAACUUAAAAUUAGUGGAUAUUGGUGAUGAGCUGCUUGGCGUGACAUCUUAUAUUCGAAAAUUCUCACUCGUUAUAAUCCUCAUUCGAGCUGGUCUUGAGAUGGAUCCGAAAGCAUUCAAAAAUGUAUAUAUAACUAUUCUUAAAUUGGGAUUGGUACCGUGGACUUUGGAGUGUGUGUUGUGUGCUGUAUUGUCGAAAUAUGCAUUUGGUAUGCCUUGGAUGUGGUCAUUUGCUUUGGGCUCAAUAAUCGCAGCGGUCUCUCCGGCUGUUAUAGUACCAUGCCUCUUUCGGCUACGAACAAAAGGCUACGGUGUCGCCAAAGGCAUCCCGACAUUGAUUGUCGCUAUCAGUGGCAUUGACGAUGCGGCAUCGGUAGCAAUAUUUGGAAUAUUAGCAAGUAUUUUAUUUGGAUCUGAGGGAUUUACACAGCAAGUGAGCCAAGCACCGGUGUGUGUUUUCGGAGGUCUUUUAUUUGGCAUUGUAUGGGGAGUUUUAUUAAAAUUCAUCCCUGAAAGUGGUGAUGCAUAUGUAAUUCCAAUUCGGACUUUAAUGUUAUUUGCCGGAGGAGUUCUUGCAGUUUUUGGUAGUGAACAUAUAGAUUAUGAGGGAGCCGGUCCACUUGCCGUUGUAUUUGCUGCAUUUAUAGGUAACUAUUUUUGGUGCAAAUCUGGUGAUUGGGAAGUCGAAGAUAACCCAGUCGGAACGGCUUUUGAAAUUCUCUGGAUGUUCUUUGAGCCUGCAUUGUUUGGUGUGACCGGUGCUUCUGUGAAAAUUGAUGCCCUUGAUAAGGAUGUUGUUACUCAAGGUGUUUCGAUUUUAGUUGUUUGUGCAAUUAUUCGUAUUUGUUGUACCAUCCUAAUUGCUAUCGGAGAUAACUUAAAUCUUAAAGAAAAAAUAUUUGUUGCGUUCGCUUGCAUGGCAAAAGCAACUGUACAAGCAGCACUUGGACCAGUGGCUUUGAAGCGCAUUUCACUUAGCAAAGACAGUACAGACCAAGAAAAAGGCUAUGCAGCACUUAUACAAACGAUGUGUGUUUUAAGCAUCGUAGUCACAGCUCCAAUUGGAGCAAUAAUGAUUUCAAUAUUGGGUCCGCGAUUGUUAAAUAAAACAAAACAAUUGCCACCAACUGAAGGUUGGCGUCGUAGUCACCGUCCUUCGCUUUAUGACAUUAGUAUUAUUGACGAGAAAGAAGAACGAGAAGAUCCUGAAUUGCAAGAAGACUUGGAAACAGUUGGAAAUACUAAUUCUAAUGCAAAUAAAACCGUUUUUACCAUAACGAAAUAACUCUAUUAAAGUAAAAAUGUUUAAAUCCGGUUAUUCGGUUACUUUGACAAUAAUCUGAACUGUAGACAUUAGUUAAGCUAGUUUUCGCAUGUCGAAUAUUGUUUAUUUUGUUUGUGUUGUAAAUACUUCAUAUUUUAUCGAAUAAAUACAAACAAGCUAUCAUU
This is a messenger RNA of Contarinia nasturtii (swede midge), 2308 nucleotides long. RefSeq names its product sodium/hydrogen exchanger 9B2 (gene Nha1). Lineage: Eukaryota; Metazoa; Arthropoda; Insecta; Diptera; Cecidomyiidae. Gene Ontology annotation, biological process: proton transmembrane transport. Gene Ontology annotation, molecular function: antiporter activity. Gene Ontology annotation, cellular component: membrane. Bases 171 to 2144 code for a protein of 657 amino acids. The record is from RefSeq and is a predicted model, not a curated record. The transcript has 15 exons.